UGUUGAACUCUCACUUCGCCAACUUACCCUUGUUUCGCUUCGUAGCACUGAUAGCUACGAAGCGUGUUAAGCUUUCAUUUCCUUCAUAGAUUUUUCAUCGGAGACAAAAUAAUGUCAGGACCGAGGCUCCCCGACGAGCCUCCACCGGAGCAACCCGGAGAGGAAGUGCAAUCUGAAAAUGAAGUUGAAUCGGAUCUAAGCAAUUCAUCGAGCGACGACGACAUCUGUAUGGAAAUAGACUUGUCAGAUAUAAGCGAAGAUCUUAAGUGUCCUAUCUGCCUAGGUGUAAUUCGAAAAACCAAAAUUGUUAUGGAAUGCUUGCAUCGGUUUUGCGGAGAGUGCAUUGAGAAAGCCAUACGCCUCUGUAAGAAUGAAUGCCCAGUUUGUCGUGAACAUUUUCCUGGCGGAUGCACACUAGGCGAUGAUCGCCACUAUGAUCAUCUCAUUUCUAUCAUCCAUCCAGAUGUUGCACAGUACGAGGACGAGUCUCUUCAACGUCAAAUAGAAGAACUGGAGAGGAAACACAAGGUUAAGGCAACCGCUGUAAGUUUUGCAAGGAGACGCAGAACAAUCAGAAAUGCAUGCAAGGAUGAGAAGGGAAAUGAGAAGAAUGAGGUUAUGAAUGAUAAGAAUGCAGGAAAAGAGUCGUCAUCUGAUGCUCAGAAGACAGAAUCUGAACCAAAUAAAGAUGGAGAAUCUGCCACUCUCCAUGCAGAUGGAACUGCUGAUGAAAAUGUUCCAGAAAAAUAAGUUCACCUGGGAAAAAAUACUCAUGGAAUUUAAGCCGUUUGAUCUUUGUCCAACGGUCAGAAUAACUCUCUUAACUUUUAUCAGUGCAUGCAAAAUUGAAUGCACCUUAAUAAUUCUCAGUUCAUGAAAUUGAGAUUUAUCAAAACUAGUUUCUCUUCGUAUAAUAAUUAAACAUGCUUUCGGCAG
Messenger RNA from Vigna unguiculata (cowpea), 936 nucleotides. Its product is annotated as putative E3 ubiquitin-protein ligase RING1a. The record is from RefSeq and is a predicted model, not a curated record. NCBI's taxonomy places the organism in Eukaryota, Viridiplantae, Streptophyta, Magnoliopsida, Fabales, Fabaceae.